GUCAUUGUAAAUUUUCAUUUAGUGAUCUUGAAAAAUAUUAAAUAAGAUUAGAGCCGAGUUUGGCGUGAGUAAUCGAUUUAGUGUACCUACUAAAAUAAAUGUCAAUGGUAUUCUUUACAAAAUGACAACGCGAAAACCUAACAAUAUUUUCUGAAAAUUUGCAAUAACCAGCUACUCCCUUUUGCUACUCGUGUCAGUCUUCCUGCGCAGUAGAAAAACUAAGUGCUCAGACUUCUAAAAUCCUGGAAAACUAUAUGUUAAUAAUGUUCAGCCAAGUCUAUUUUUUCUUCGACGUAUCCAACCCCCGGUGAUAAUGUGUGUCAAAUUUUGUGUAAUCUUAGUGUAUAUAGCAUCAAUGUGACCGUGAAUUUGUUUAUUUACGGUGGGGUCCGAUUGUGGGAUGGCUUUUCAAGAGUAUGUAACAGGUUUCUUCGGAAACCACAACGUUAUGGCGCCUUUCUCACGCUUUUACCGAGCUAUGGUGCUCAAGAUGAACCAACAUGAAGAUGAAGCGACAACGUCUGGUAUUACGGAUGGCGCGAUCGACGAACAAAACCGGGUCAUCUUCAUCAACCAGCCGCAACCGCAGAAAUUCGUUAACAAUAGGAUAUCCACCGCCAAGUAUAGUGUACCGUCGUUCGUGCCGCUAUUCCUGUUCGAGCAGUUUCGACGCUAUUCCAACUGCUUUUUUCUGCUGAUCGCGCUGCUGCAGCAGAUCCCUGACGUGUCUCCUACGGGGAGAUGGACCACGCUGACGCCGCUCGUUCUCAUCCUCACCGUAAGCGCGCUCAAAGAGAUCGUGGAGGACUACAAACGUCACCGCGCGGACGAAGAAACCAACCGUCGCAAAGUGGAAGUGCUAAGGGAAGGGGCGUGGCAACUGGUCCGGUGGGAAAAACUACAAGUGGGCGACGUCUGCAAGGUCUACAACAACCAGUUCUUCCCCGCUGACCUCGUGCUGCUUGCAUCCAGUGAGCCACAGAGCAUUGCAUUUAUCGAAACGUCCAACUUGGACGGAGAGACGAACCUAAAGACGCGUCAAGCUCAACCGGAGACCGCGCGGUUGCAGCACGACUCCGAACUGGCUUCCUUCCGAGCCACGCUUCAGUGUGAACCGCCCAACAGGCAUCUCUACGAAUUCAACGGCAUGCUCAAGGAGACCAACGCCAAAACCGUUCCAAUGGGGCUGGAGCAGAUGCUGCAAAGAGGAGCGAUGCUUCGGAACACGGCGUGGGCCUUGGCGGCCGUGGUGUACACCGGGCACGAGACCAAGCUUAUGAAAAACUCCACUAAAGCCCCAUUGAAGCGUUCGUCAAUAGAUCGCCAAACGAACACGCACAUUCUGAUGCUGUUCAUCAUUCUGAUAGUGCUGUCCCUCAUCAGCGCCGCAUUCAACGAGCUCUGGAUUCUGCGCCGCACCAAUACCGACUGGUACAUCGCUUUAGAAGGGGCCCAGAAUGCAAAUUUCGGAUUCAAUUUUUUAACGUUUUUGAUACUAUACAAUAACCUUAUACCCAUAUCUCUACAAGUCACGGCGGAAAUUGUGAGAUUCUUUCAAGCGAAGUUCAUAGCCAUGGACGGCGAGAUGUACCACGCGGAGUCGGACACUCCGGCGAUGGCCCGCACCUCCAACCUCAACGAGGAGCUGGGCAUGGUGCGCUACGUCUUCAGCGACAAGACGGGCACGCUCACCUGCAACGUCAUGGACUUCCACAAGUGCUCCAUUGCGGAGAUCGCGUACACCAAACCGGGCCCCGACGAUCGCCCGGAAGACACGCUGCUGUACCACAAUCUUCGGGAACACCCUUCGGCUCCGGACAUUGCCGAAUUCCUCACCAUGUUGGCCGUCUGUCACACCGUUAUUCCCGAGCACAAGAACGGCAAAAUCAACUACCACGCCGCUUCACCCGACGAGCGAGCACUAGUGCUGGGGGCGGCCUCGUACGGCUGGGUGUUCGAGACGCGGACUCCGACCGCGGUCACGGUGAUGGCCCGAGGCCAGAGGCUCACGUACGCCGUGCUGCACGUCAUCGCCUUCACAUCCACGCGGAAGCGGAUGUCCGUCAUCGUGCGAGCGCCGAACGGUGACAUUAAGUUGUUCUGCAAAGGCGCAGACUCGGUGAUCUACCCUCGACUGGCGGGGGGGCCCGACGCGGCGCCUUACGCCGCCGUCACCCUGGAGCAUCUCUCGCUCUUCGCCGCCGAGGGCCUGCGCACCCUGGUCUUCGCCGUCGCCGACAUCCCGGAGCACGUUUACAAGGAUUGGUCGAACACGUAUCACAAAGCCAGCAUCGCGAUACGGGACAGAGAGCAGAAGAUCGAAGAGGCCGCUCUGUUGAUCGAGAACGACUUGCGACUGCUGGGAGCCACCGCGAUCGAGGAUAAACUGCAGGAAGGCGUGCCGGAGACGAUAGCGUCUCUCCUCAAAGCCAACAUCAACGUGUGGGUGCUGACGGGGGACAAACAGGAGACCGCCAUCAACAUCGCCCACUCGGCGAGGCUCAUUCAUCCGGCGAUGCCGCUGCUGCUGCUGAACGAAGACAGCCUGGACGGCACGAGGGAGUGCCUGUCUCGUCAGUGCGCCGAGUUGGGCGACGGUCUCCGGAAGCAGAACGAGGUGGCGCUGGUCAUCGACGGCAAGACCCUGAAGUACGCCAUGGGCUGCGACCUCAAGAAGGACUUCAUCGACCUGUGCGUGUCCUGCAAGGUGGUCGUGUGCUGCCGCGUCUCUCCCAUCCAGAAGGCCGAGGUGGUGGACAUGGUGUCUCGGGCGACGGGCGCGGUGACCCUGGCCAUAGGCGACGGGGCCAACGACGUGGCCAUGAUCCAGCGGGCGUCGGUCGGCAUCGGAAUUUCGGGCGUGGAAGGUCUUCAGGCGGUCUGCGCCUCGGACUACAGCAUCGCCCAGUUCCGUUUCCUGUUGCGGCUGCUGCUGGUGCACGGCGCGUGGAAUUACUCCCGCAUCAGCAAACUCAUUCUCUAUUCCUUUUACAAGAACAUCUGCCUCUACGUCAUCGAGCUGUGGUUCGCGAUUUACUCCGCAUGGUCCGGUCAGAUCCUGUUCGAGCGUUGGACGAUAGGAUUCUACAACGUGAUCUUCACGGCCCUACCGCCCUUCGCCAUCGGCCUCUUCGACAAGAUCUGCUCGCCGGAGAUCAUGUUGCGGCAUCCGGUGCUGUACGUGCCUUCCCAGCAAGGGCUGCUGUUCAACGUGCGCGUGUUUUGGGUGUGGGCGGUCAACGCGCUGCUCCACUCGGUGCUGCUGUUCUGGCUGCCGGUGCUGCUGGCGUCGCACCACGUGCUGUGGCCCAGCGGACGGGACGGAGGCUACCUGGUGCUGGGCAACCUGGUGUACACGUACGUGGUGGCGACGGUCUGCCUGAAGGCGGGGCUGGCGACGCACUCGUGGACGUGGGUGACGCACGUGUCCAUCUGGGGCUCCCUGGCGCUCUGGUUCGUCUUCAUACUGGUCUACAGCAACCUGUACCCGGCGAUCCUGAUAGGCGCGGUGAUGCGCGGCAUGGACCGCAUGGUGUUCAGCUCGCUGGUCUUCUGGUUCGCCCUGCUGCUCAUCCCGGCCGCCACGCUCAUCCCGGACCUGAUCAUCACCGUCGUCCACAACUCGGCCUUCAAGACCACGACGGAGGCCGUGAGAGAGAGCGAGAUAAAGAAACGUGAUCCGGCCGCACUCCUCGCACACCCGCGGCACUCAGUGUUCACCGCGAGUUGGAAGCGCCUCGAGUACGCGGUGGCCGGCGUCUCUCUGAUGAAGUGCUUGACGGAGACGGCGCGACUUCUGCAGAACGUGCGCAGCGUCUUCGGCCGCCGAGCCAACACCCGCGCACAGAUGGACCUCGAGCUUUCCCAUGGUUUCGCAUUUUCCCAAGAAGAGGGCGCGAGCGUGUCCCAGGCCGACGUCAUCCGCGCCUACGACACGAGUCAGCCCAGAGAGCGUUGUUGAGCUGACGCACUCCCACACACUAUAUCAUUUUACACUAAUUUUAACCGUUGCACUCGAUUGUAUGGGCAUAUUAAAUAUUUUAUGACAGUUUUAUUCGAUGUACUGUAGUUAAUGGUAUUUGCCGCAGUCGGCCACUUCGGCAUUGUGCCGUGACGCCGAUGAGGACAUUUGAACAGUAGAAUUUCAAAUGGAUCGACCAACAUUUACGAGAGUUAUUUUGCUAAACGCGUUUAGCGAUUUUAAGUUUGGUAUAGAUUACUCUAUCAAACAAUAUUGGCAAUCUGGCCGAAUGACUUUCUUAACUUAGUACAAAAUCAUAGUUUGUAUCUAUUUAUUGCUAAAUAAGUUGUCUAAAUAGGAGAUGAAAGCUACACGUUACACCACUUCGAAGACAGGCGCGACUUGUAUGUUCGUAGUUAAGCGCAAAUUAAGGGUGGCUCGAGUUGCAGAACGUUGUUGUUCUGCAUUAUCUUGGUCUAAUAUUAUUGUUUAAUAUACUAAUAUUUGCAACACGUUAGUCUUUAGUCAAUGUCUGCAUUAGUUUUAAUUAAAUACUACUCGAUGUCAGACUUUUCUAAAUAUUCCGCAAAAACACGGAAGUGGAUUACAUACCAGCGUUAAUGUCUUGAGUAUGGGGGGCCUUGUCAGAGAUAUCUAGUCAGUGAACGAUAAAUAACUAGUUGAGAGUUUGACAUCGACUAGUGUAAGUAUUGGCUUUAAGUACGUUUUGAUGUCUUCGUAUAACCAGAAUUCUGUUGAUAUUAGAUUAAUCAAAAAUUAAAUAAUGAUCUUGUCAUUUUAUAAACUAUUUUAAAUGUUUAUAUAUUUUAUAAAUUGUAUUCUUUGAACCAAAUGCAUCUUCAGUGUUUUGCGCUUACGGGAAAUACUUUCGUCUACCUCGUGAAAAUUAAGUUUUACCUAUAAAAACAAGGUUGUAUAUUAAAUUAUUUAAAAAAUCAGAAUUAAACAAUAUUCAGGGAAGCUUUUCGCUAUUGACCCAAAUGUAUGUCACAAACUUAACGUUGAAUAAGUAUUUUUUUUAUACAGCACUAGACGAACGUCUCUCUAAGAAAUCUUAAAUUAAUUUAGAAUUCAUUUUUGUCCCCCACUUCGUUUAGAAUGGCGAAUAUCAAGCUGUAACUCGUCCUCGUAGUCGAAUCGAUAUUCCCUUGCUCAGUUGCUUAUGAAUUGCUUUACAUCGACACGACCGCUACGUUUACAGGCUUUGAAUGUAAUGAUUUAAUGUAAACGCUGCCCCGACUAUUCAUUUAAAGCUCGACGCAAAUUGUAACACUGUCGUUUCUGUGGAAAGGUAAAAGUUAAAAAAUAUCAAUAACUGGCUUCUGCGUGAUCAAAACUUAAAUUAUUGUGAUAUUUGAUGUAACUUGGCUAUGAAAUUUCCGAGUUUUUACUGUGUCGACUGCUCGUUGGUUUUUGGACGGUGUGUUGAUGUUUGUCACGUAUAUACCUCUAACAGUUUAUUAUUGUUAACUGUUACUUCGUCUAAGCGAUCUGCGAAGGCCGGGACGCGGCUGGGGUGCGCGCUCGCAUCUUGUGCGUGCCUGUGAUACAUUUAUUUUAAAAAAAUCUUAUUGAAUGACGUCAUAAAUAAAUACCAAAAGUCCUUGUCAUUGAUCGGAGACCCCGCCCGGUAUAUGCCUACACUAUUAUAUAUAUGUAUUAACAAUGGGAUCAAUAUUUUAAUGAAUAUUUGUUAUGACAACGGACGAGCAAAAGCAAAACACGCUAUAGCCAAAUGUAGUAGCCACACGUAGCUGCGUUCCGAAGCCGAUUAUUUGGUAGAAUAAACUAAAUGUGAAUUAAUAGAAAUAUUAAAUUAUUUGUUCCCGUUCU
This is a messenger RNA of Pieris brassicae (large cabbage white), 5815 nucleotides long. RefSeq names its product probable phospholipid-transporting ATPase IA (gene ATP8A). Gene Ontology annotation, biological process: phospholipid translocation. Lineage: Eukaryota; Metazoa; Arthropoda; Insecta; Lepidoptera; Pieridae. The record is from RefSeq and is a predicted model, not a curated record. The transcript has 26 exons. The coding region runs from base 401 to 3961 and encodes 1186 amino acids. Gene Ontology annotation, cellular component: plasma membrane. Gene Ontology annotation, molecular function: magnesium ion binding; ATPase-coupled intramembrane lipid carrier activity; ATP hydrolysis activity.